UCGUCCCCAAACUUGCAACAAUCAACACCACGCAACCACUCAAUUGUCAUCAUCUGCAAUUCAGCCGGAUCGAGUUCCAGGUGGCCAUUGACACGGGUCAAGUCAAACCGCUAAAUUAGCUCCAUUUAUACAACCCAAGUUCACCUAAUCCUUAGCCCAUAAGGCCCAUCGAUUCAUUAGUUUUAGGUCUCCAGUCUCCCUCCUGCGCCAUCUCCGCCGUUGCUUCUAACAGGCCGGUUCUGACUCAGCCGCUCGAUCCCUCACAAUCGGAGACAAAAUCGAAGCUCUCAGGAGACAGAAACAGAGUAACAUCGCGAAACCUGCUCCGAAUUGGUCAGGGAUCGGGAAAUAGAUGGAGAAAGAAUUGGUGGAGUUGUUUGAAGCUGCGAAAAAGGCCGCCGAUGGUGCAGCGGUCGAUGGAGCUCCGAAAAGUGGGCCCAAAGUCGAUCGAUGUGUCGACGCACUGAAGCAGCUCAAGAGUUUUCCUGUGAACUAUGAUGUUCUUGUCUCCACGCAGGUUGCAAAACGACUUCGUCAUCUAACAAAGCAUCCUGUGGAACAGAUUCAGACCAUGGCUUCUGAUGUGGUCGAAAUUUGGAAAAAGAUAGUCAUUGAUGAAACACUUAAAAAGAAAAAUGGUGGCCUAGAUAAGUCCCCGUCAGUAAAGGUAGAGACUGUCAAAGUUGAGGAGAUUCAUAAGUCCGGGUCGAUAAAGGUUGAAAAGAUUUCGAAGUCUGGAAGUUUCAAAAUUGAGAAAGUUGAUAAAGGUGAUUUUACAAAUUCUGGGAGUGUUUCUAGGACAGAAACUGUUAAGGUUGCAAAGAAAGUGGGAAUUAUGGAUGAUGUGAAGGCUGAGAAGGUUUAUGUGAAGGAUGAAAAGAUACCAAAGGUGGAGAAACAAGCUUCUAGCAUGAAGAAAUCAUCUCAAGAACCUAAUGCUCCCCCAAAGCUGACUUCAUUGAUCAAAUGUGGUGAUGGUAUGCGUGACAAAAUUCGAGAGCUUCUUAUAGAGGCGUUGUCUAAAGUUUCGAGCGAGGCUGAUGAGGACUACAAGGAUGAUUUAAAUGCAUCUGACCCAUUUCGAGUUGCUGUAGCUGUAGAGUCCGCAAUGUUCGAGAAAAUGGGUCGGUCAAACGGUCCCCAGAAGGUCAAGUACAGAUCUAUAAUGUUCAACAUAAAGGAUCCAAACAACCCUGAUUUGAGGCGAAAAUUGCUCCUUGGACAGGUCAAGCCAGAGAGAUUAGUCAAUAUGAGCCCGGAAGAAAUGGCCAGUGAUGAAAGGCAACGUGAGAAUAGGCAAAUCAAAGACAAAGCGUUAUUUGAAUGCGAGCGCGGUGCUGCACCAGAAGCCACAACUGAUCAGUUCAAGUGUGGUCGUUGUCAGAAGCGCAUGUGUACUUACUAUCAACUGCAGACCAGGAGUGCAGAUGAACCAAUGACAACCUUUGUAACGUGUGUAAACUGCAACAACCAUUGGAAGUUUUGCUAGAGGGGAUUUUCUGUUGAAUAUUCAGUCAUAUGGAUUAGGUGCAUGGCUAUGCCAUGAAGUUCCAGCAUUCUCGAGCAAGAUUCAACAUUGAUUCUUGUGACAUUUGAUGUUCUGAAAAUAUCCAUCUAUGCAAAUUUAUUUUCUGUAGGAGCCUUUUAUCUGGCAUUUGUUGAGGUGUUUAGACUUUAGAUGUAGUGUUUAUGCCAAAGACUGGCAAACGUGUUUUUUCAAUAAGUUAAUAGGUUUUCUCUUGAUUGUUUUUCUAAUUUUAGGUUGUACCAGUUAUGUACUAGUUAUGAAGAACUUAUUUUAGGGAAGUCUAUAUAAUUUAUCUUGGACUAGGAGGAUGGCUGUUUUAACCCCUGUGCUGCCAGAAUGUUUGGGAUAUUUUUGUUGUGCUACAUUAUGUGUAGUUGACUAUUAUUUUUAGCAGCCAGAAUGUUAGGGAUAUCUUUGUGGUGUUGGAUUACGUGUAUCAAGUAUCAACCAAUGUUAUGAAUGGUGAUUGUUCAUUUUUAUUA
Molecule: messenger RNA, 2010 nt
Organism: Cornus florida
Lineage: Eukaryota; Viridiplantae; Streptophyta; Magnoliopsida; Cornales; Cornaceae
Product: transcription elongation factor TFIIS-like
Exons: 3
Coding region: 353-1489 (378 amino acids)
Biological process (GO): DNA-templated transcription; transcription elongation by RNA polymerase II
Cellular component (GO): nucleus
Molecular function (GO): zinc ion binding; nucleic acid binding
Source: RefSeq, a predicted model, not a curated record